Trametes versicolor FP-101664 SS1 is the source of this 1515-nucleotide messenger RNA. Its product is annotated as asparaginyl-tRNA synthetase. Gene Ontology annotation, cellular component: mitochondrion. Gene Ontology annotation, biological process: asparaginyl-tRNA aminoacylation. The record is from RefSeq and is a predicted model, not a curated record. Bases 1 to 1515 code for a protein of 504 amino acids. The transcript is spliced from 3 exons. NCBI's taxonomy places the organism in Eukaryota, Fungi, Basidiomycota, Agaricomycetes, Polyporales, Polyporaceae. Gene Ontology annotation, molecular function: nucleic acid binding; asparagine-tRNA ligase activity; ATP binding.
AUGCUCGCGCGCCGCUUUCUAUCUUCAGCAGCCUCCCUGCCCCCCACCAUCCGCCAGCUCCUUUCUCACCCUCCUGCGCCCUCUGCCGAAGCGAUACAUGUCAAUGGCUGGGUGAAGUCCAUUCGGAAGCAGAAGCAGCUCGUGUUCGCCGUCAUCUCGGAUGGCUCCUCCGAGGCCGGCCUCCAAGCCGUCUUCAAAGACGUCACUUUGGCAAAACGUUUGACCAAUGGCGCAAGUGUACGGGUGUCAGGGACGUUAACAGACAGCCGUGGAGCAGGUCAGGCUAAGGAGCUGCUUGUUUCCGACGUCGAGGUGAUCGGGGAAUGUGAUCCAAAAACAUACCCCAUGCAAAAACAAGCCUUGACAGUAGAAUACUUGCGGGACCACUGUCACUUGCGCGCCCGCACCAACGAGAUCGGUGCCAUGCUGCGACUGCGUGAUACCACCACCAGAGUAUUAAACGACUAUUUCCAAGUGGGCCAACAUUUUUCCUUCAUGUCUCGCGCGUACUCAUGUUCUCAGAAUAAUGGCUUCGUCCACAUACACACACCUAUAAUCACGUCCAACGACUGCGAAGGCGCAGGCGAGACUUUCCGCAUCGUCGCUUCCUCUGACUCCCCGUCCCUUUCCUCUUCCACCACCACGCAGAUUGCUCCAGCACCUCCCACCACCGACGCCUCACCCUCAGAAUACUUCAACCACCCCGCAUAUCUGACCGUCUCCUCCCAACUCCACCUCGAAGCCGUCGCAUCCGCCAUCUCGCGCGUGUACACGCUCUCCCCCUGCUUCCGCGCCGAGCGCUCCCAGACAAGCCGGCACCUCGCCGAGUUCUGGAUGCUCGAGGCCGAAUGGGCCUUCACCUCCUCCGUCGAAGACAUCUGCGCGGGCGUCGAGGGCGCCCUCCGCGCCGUCCUCCGCGCGCACCUCGACAGCCCGGACAUGGCCGCCCUCCACCGCGGCAAGCCGCACGACCGCCGCCCAGAGCUCGCCGCGCUCGCCGACGCCCCACAGCCGUGGACGCGCAUGACAUACACCGAGGCCAUCGCCGCGCUCGAGGCGCACCACGCGACGCGUGCCUUCACGUUUGCGCCCGCGUGGGGACGCGCGCUGCAGAGCGAGCACGAGCGCUGGCUCGCGGACGAGCUCGUCCGCGGGCCCGUGUUCGUCACGGACUACCCCGCGGAGCUCAAGCCAUUCUACAUGCGUGCGAACGACGACGCAGUGGGGGCGCAGGGCCCGACCGUCGCGUGCUUCGACCUGCUCAUCCCCGGGCUGGGCGAGCUCGUGGGCGGGUCGCUGCGCGAGGAGCGCUUGAAGCUGCUGGAGGCGGCGAUCGAGCGGCAUGGGCUGGACAAGGCGGACUAUGCGUGGUACAUGGACCUGCGCAAGUAUGGGGGCGCGCCGCACGGCGGGUUUGGGAUGGGCUUCGAGAGGUUGAUCAGCUGGAUUAGUGGGAUCGAGAGCGUGCGGGAGUGCGUAGCGAUGCCGAGGUGGGCGGGCAGGAUGCUGCUGUGA